Messenger RNA from Macadamia integrifolia, 1836 nucleotides. RefSeq names its product elongation factor 1-alpha-like. The record is from RefSeq and is a predicted model, not a curated record. Gene Ontology annotation, biological process: translation; translational elongation. Gene Ontology annotation, molecular function: GTPase activity; translation elongation factor activity; GTP binding. Bases 169 to 1515 code for a protein of 448 amino acids. Lineage: Eukaryota; Viridiplantae; Streptophyta; Magnoliopsida; Proteales; Proteaceae. The transcript is spliced from 3 exons.
UAGAAAAACCCUAAACGGAGCUGAGGGUUUGAGAGUCUUUUUAAGGCGAGAAACCUCUUAUUUCAGAGGCCUCCUUUUUUCUGCUAAAACUGUGGGAGUCUUGGAGAGCUAUUAGCGACUCGAUCUCGUCAUUGCCGCUUCUGUUAAAGGUUCUUCUAAUAUUUCAUAAUGGGUAAGGAGAAGACCCACAUCAACAUUGUGGUCAUUGGCCACGUCGACUCUGGGAAGUCGACUACCACCGGUCAUCUUAUCUACAAGCUUGGAGGUAUUGACAAGCGUGUGAUUGAGAGGUUUGAGAAGGAGGCUGCUGAGAUGAACAAGAGGUCAUUCAAGUACGCCUGGGUGCUUGACAAGCUAAAGGCUGAGCGUGAGCGUGGUAUAACCAUUGAUAUUGCCCUUUGGAAGUUCGAGACCACCAAGUACUACUGCACUGUGAUUGAUGCUCCUGGACAUCGUGACUUCAUCAAGAACAUGAUCACAGGUACCUCACAGGCUGACUGUGCUGUCCUUAUCAUUGAUUCCACUACUGGUGGUUUUGAGGCUGGUAUCUCAAAGGAUGGGCAGACCCGUGAGCACGCCCUGCUUGCUUUCACCCUCGGUGUCAAGCAAAUGAUAUGUUGCUGCAACAAGAUGGACGCCACCACCCCCAAGUACUCCAAGGCGAGGUAUGAUGAAAUCGUGAAGGAAGUCUCUUCCUACCUGAAGAAGGUCGGCUACAACCCUGACAAGAUCCCAUUUGUCCCCAUCUCUGGGUUUGAGGGUGACAACAUGAUUGAGAGGUCUACCAACCUUGAUUGGUACAAGGGCCCAACCCUUCUUGAAGCUCUGGACAUGAUCUCAGAGCCCAAGAGGCCUUCGGACAAGCCCCUGCGUCUCCCUCUUCAGGAUGUCUACAAGAUUGGUGGUAUUGGAACUGUCCCAGUGGGGCGUGUGGAGACUGGUAUUCUGAAGCCUGGUAUGGUGGUAACCUUUGGUCCCAGCGGACUGACUACUGAAGUUAAGUCUGUUGAGAUGCACCAUGAGGCUCUCCAGGAGGCCCAUCCCGGUGACAAUGUUGGUUUCAAUGUCAAGAAUGUUUCUGUGAAGGAUAUCAAGCGAGGUAAUGUUGCCUCGGAUUCCAAGAACGAUCCUGCCAAGGAGGCUGCAAACUUCACCUCCCAGGUCAUCAUCAUGAACCACCCAGGCCAGAUCGGGAAUGGCUAUGCCCCAGUGCUUGAUUGCCACACCUCUCACAUUGCUGUGAAGUUUGCCGAGAUCCUGACCAAGAUUGACAGGCGAUCUGGUAAGGAGCUCGAGAAGGAGCCCAAGUUCUUAAAGAACGGUGAUGCUGGUAUGGUUAAGAUGCUUCCAACCAAGCCCAUGGUGGUGGAGACCUUCUCAGAAUACCCACCUCUAGGACGUUUUGCUGUUAGGGACAUGCGCCAGACUGUGGCUGUUGGUGUGAUCAAGAGUGUGGAGAAGAAGGAACCCAGCGGUGCGAAGGUCACCAAAUCUGCUGCAAAGAAAGGAAAGUGAAGUAUGUGUUCCAAUAAAAUGAUGGUUUUCUCAGCCGUAGACGGGCCCUUUAGUUCCAUUUUUAUUGCUCUUGAGUUUCAGUUUUGGUCUAGUUGUUUGUAUAAUGUAUCUAGUAGCCCUUGUCACAGUUUUGUAACCUCACUAGCAAGGAUGAGAAUGUUGGAUUAUAGCACUCGGAUUCAAACCUGGGUGCUUGACAGACGGUGGCAAGGGCUAUAGAUAUCAUGUUUUUGUCUUUAACAUAUGGACUUGCGUCCUAGUUAUAGUUGUUGAGUCUUCGUAAUGGAUAAUGAGCAAUGCGUUUCAGUUCAGGUUUUUACA